Molecule: messenger RNA, 2844 nt
Organism: Rangifer tarandus platyrhynchus (Svalbard reindeer)
Lineage: Eukaryota; Metazoa; Chordata; Mammalia; Artiodactyla; Cervidae
Source: the annotation of a GenBank genome assembly
AUGGUCCAGAAAAACCAGUCCAGUGCCACUGAAUUCCUCCUCUUGGGGCUUUCUGAGAGCCCAGAGCAGCAGCCCCUUCUAUUUGGCAUCUUCCUGGCCUUGUACCUGGUCACCAUGCUAGGAAAUCUGCUCAUCAUCCUGGCCAUCGGCUCUGACCCCCACCUCCACACCCCCAUGUACUUCUUCCUGGCCAACCUCUCUUUGGCUGAUGCCAGUUUUUCUUCCACCACGGUUCCCAAGAUGCUGGUGAACAUCCAGACUCACAGUCAGACCAUAUCCUACGGGGGGUGUUUGGCCCAGAUGCACUUGUUCAUGACAUUCGGGGCACUGGAUGACUUCCUCUUGGGGGUGAUGGCCUAUGACCGCUAUGUGGCCAUCUGCCGGCCCCUUCACUACUCCACACUCAUGAGUCCUCUUGUGUGCAUGCUCCUUCUGGCAGCAUGCUGGGUUCUCACCAACCUCGCUGCCCUCUUGCACACCCUGCUCAUGGCCAGGCUUUCUUUCUGUGCAGACAACACUAUCCAUCACUACUUCUGUGACGUGGUUCCUCUGCUGCAACUCUCCUGCUCAGAUACCAGCAUCAACCAGGUCGCCCUGUUCAUUGUGUGCUCUAUGAUACUGACUGGUCCUCUCUCCCUGAUCAUCCUGUCAUACGCACGUAUCAUCUCCAGCAUCCUCAGGGUCCCAUCUGCCUCUGGCAGGCAAAAGGCCUUUUCCACCUGUGGGUCCCACCUCACGGUGGUCUUCUUGUCCUACGGCAUGGCAAUCGGGGUCUACCUGUGUCCUCCUUCAUCACAUUCUAGGGGUGAGGACAGGCUUGCGGCUGUGUUUUACACUGUGGUGACACCGAUGCUGAACCCCUUCAUUUACAGCCUCAGGAACAAGGAUAUGAAGGUGGCACUGAGCAGGCUUUUGAAAAACCAGUCCAGUGUCACUGAAUUCCUCCUCUUGGGGCUUUCUGAGAGCCCAGAGCAGCGGCCCCUCCUCUUUGGCAUCUUCCUGGCCUUGUACCUGGUCACCAUGCUAGGAAAUCUGCUCAUCAUCCUGGCCAUCGGCUCUGACCCCCACCUCCACACCCCCAUGUACUUCUUCCUGGCCAACCUCUCUUUGGCUGAUGCCAGUUUUUCUUCCACCACGGUUCCCAAGAUGCUGGUGAACAUCCAGACUCACAGUCAGACCAUAUCCUACGGGGGGUGUUUGGCCCAGAUGCACUUGUUCAUGACAUUCGGGGCACUGGAUGACUUCCUCUUGGGGGUGAUGGCCUAUGACCGCUAUGUGGCCAUCUGCCAGCCCCUUCACUACUCCACACUCAUGAGUCCUCUUGUGUGCAUGCUCCUUCUGGCAGCAUGCUGGGUUCUCACCAACCUCGCUGCCCUCUUGCACACCCUGCUCAUGGAGAGGAGCAUGAAGAGGGAAAAUCAGAGCAGCGUGUCCGAGUUCCUCCUCCUGGGACUCCCCAUCCGGCCAGAGCAGCAGGGCGUGUUCUUUGCCCUGUUCCUGGGGGUGUACCUGACCACGGUGCUGGGUAACCUGCUCAUCAUCCUGCUCAUCAGGCUGGACCCUUGCCUCCACACCCCCAUGUACUUCUUCCUCAGCCACUUGGCCCUCACUGAUGUCUCCUUUUCAUCUGUCACUGUCCCUAAAAUGCUGAUAAACAUGCACACUCAGGAUCAAUCCAUUCCCUAUGAAGGGUGCAUAACACAGAUGUAUUUUUUCAUAUUUUUUACCAAUCUGGACAAUUUCCUGCUCACUUCAAUGGCCUAUGAUAGGUACGUGGCCAUCUGUCACCCUCUCCACUACACCACUAUAAUGGGACAGAGGCUGUGCACCUUACUAGUAACUGUGUCCUGGAUUCUCUCCUGCACCAAUGCCCUGUGUCACACCCUCCUCCUGACCCGGCUCAUGAAGAGGGAAAAUCAGAGCAGCAUGUCUGAGUUCCUCCUCCUGGGACUCCCCAUCCGGCCAAAGCAGCAGGGUGUGUUCUUUGCCCUGUUCCUGGGGGUGUACCUGACCACAGUGCUGGGCAACCUGCUCAUCAUCCUGCUCAUCAGGUUGGAUGCUCGCCUCCACAUCCCCAUGUACUUCUUCCUCAGCCACUUGGCCCUCACUGAUGUCUCCUUUUCAUCUGUCACCAUCCCUAAAAUGCUGAUAAACAUGCAAACUCAGGAUCAAUCCAUCCCCUAUGCAGGGUGCAUAACACAGAUGUAUUUCUUCCUCUUUUUUACUGAUCUGGACAAUUUCCUGCUCACCUCGAUGGCCUAUGAUCGGUACGUGGCCAUCUGUCACCCUCUCCACUACAGCACCAUCAUGGGACAGGGGCUGUGCACCUUACUAGUAACUGUAUCCUGGAUUUUCUCCUGUGCCAAUGCCCUGUGUCACACCCUCCUCCUGACCCAGCUGUCCUUUUGUGCUGACCACACUAUCCCCCAUUUCUUCUGUGACCUUGGUGCCCUGCUGAAGCUCUCCUGCUCAGACACAUCUCUCAAUGAGCUGGCCAUUUUCACAGCAGGAGUGGCCAUCAUCAUCCUCCCAUUCAUAUGCAUCUUGAUCUCUUAUGGACGCAUUGGGACCACCAUCCUGAAGGUCCCCUCCACCAAGGGGAUCUGCAAAGCAUUGUCCACAUGUGGCUCCCACCUCUCUGUGGUGUCUCUGUAUUAUGGAACAAUUAUUGGACUGUAUUUUUUCCCCUCAUCCAACACCUCCAGGGACAAGAGCACCAUUGCUUCUGUGAUGUACACAGUGGUCACUCCACUGCUGAACCCCUUCAUUUAUAGCCUAAGAAACAGGGACAUGAAGGGGGCCCUGGAGAGACUCUUGCACAGGGCAAAAGUCUUAUCUCAAUGA